UUUUUAAAACUUCUGCACUUCGACAGUGGUGGCAAAAUACACUAAGUCCAAAAGUUAUCUUUGUUUUGAGAAGAGGGGGAUUAUUUUUCCUUUUGAUUACAACCUUUUCUCCCCGUGACAAAGCAUAAAUCAUGGACAUCAGAAAAUAAGGUAGACCUCAGGAAUCCUGCAAAGACUGAGAAGCUUACAUUCCUCCUCAGGAGGAAAGAGUGGGGUGUUUUUAGCCCUCUCUGGAACCUAAAACGAAAAACAUGAGUUGCGUGCCAUGGAAAGGAGACAAGGCCAAAUCCGAAUCAUUGGAGCUGCCCCAGGCUGCACCCCUACAAAUCUACCAUGAGAAACAGCGCAGGGAGCUUUGUGCUCUGCACGCCCUCAAUAACGUCUUCCAGGACAGCAAUGCCUUCACCCGGGACACGCUGCAAGAGAUUUUCCAGAGGUUGUCUCCAAACACCAUGGUGACCCCCCACAAGAAGAGCAUGCUGGGAAAUGGGAACUACGAUGUGAACGUCAUUAUGGCAGCACUUCAAACCAAAGGCUAUGAAGCUGUUUGGUGGGACAAGCGCAGGGAUGUCGGCGCCAUUGCUCUCACUAACGUUAUGGGCUUCAUCAUGAAUCUGCCCUCCAGCCUGUGUUGGGGUCCACUGAAGUUGCCACUCAAAAGGCAGCACUGGAUCUGUGUUCGAGAGGUGGGAGGUGCCUACUACAACCUCGACUCCAAACUGAAGAUGCCUGAAUGGAUUGGAGGCGAGGGCGAGCUCAGGAAAUUUUUAAAACAUCAUUUGCGAGGAAAGAACUGUGAACUCCUGCUGGUGGUACCAGAAGAGGUGGAGGCCCAUCAGAGUUGGAGGGCUGAUGUGUAACACAGUUCUACCCAGCCUUCCCUCACCUCAACCCCCGAAAUCCUCUGUGAUGUGCUGUGGCCUCUACAGUGGGUCUGCCCUUGCCACGUCCCCAAACAUCUCAUCGGGUUUUUCCCCUCAGAUUUGACAGUGCAAUAGGACAGACGUGUAGACUGUUACAGAACCAACCAGCGUUACUUGUUCUGGGAAAGGAAAGUAGGAGCUCUGUGUGCUUAGGGCAAGCUAUGGAAGACUUUUGUUUUAUUUGAAAGAGAAAGAAAGGUGGGUCUUAGCUUAUUUCCCCGUUUCUCUGAGGACUUGCUGGAGUUCACUGCUGCUCUGACUCACCUGGAGAUGCUGCCUUCACUUCCCCUUUCCUGGCAACCAGUGGGUCUGAAGACA
Lipotes vexillifer (Yangtze River dolphin) is the source of this 1241-nucleotide messenger RNA. It is a transcript of the gene JOSD1, whose product is annotated as Josephin domain containing 1. Gene Ontology annotation, biological process: protein deubiquitination. The record is from RefSeq and is a predicted model, not a curated record. Gene Ontology annotation, molecular function: cysteine-type deubiquitinase activity. Bases 252 to 860 code for a protein of 202 amino acids. Lineage: Eukaryota; Metazoa; Chordata; Mammalia; Artiodactyla; Lipotidae. The transcript is spliced from 4 exons.